Molecule: messenger RNA, 11042 nt
Organism: Stegodyphus dumicola
Lineage: Eukaryota; Metazoa; Arthropoda; Arachnida; Araneae; Eresidae
Gene: CASK
Product: peripheral plasma membrane protein CASK
Molecular function (GO): protein binding
Source: RefSeq, a predicted model, not a curated record
UAAUAUAAAAAAUGUAAAUGUUCUUGAAUAGGCACGACCACAGUGUCAAGCGAACUGUGGCUACAAAUAUCAGUUGCAAAUAAAAAUGGAAUUAAAACAGUCUCGACUGCCAAGUUUUUUAGAUCUUACGAAGUCAACACAUUAGCAUGCUGCGCAAUCAGGGUUCUUCCUCUUCAAUAUGGAUCAACGAUUUAUCCUAUGUAUUUAUUACGCAUCGACGCUGCUCCAUCUUUUCUUUGUUAUUAUUACAUAUAUACACCUACUCUGUUACCUGGCUCGGCGUUAUUGCAGACGCAGGACGUGGUGGCGCACGAGGUGUACGGGGAAGAGGCGGUGAGGGUGACACCUCCACCAGUCACCCCUUACCUAAACGGAGGACCUGAACCCGAUCCACCCGGUGGAGACGAUUCCGAUAUGGAAAACGUCACCAGGGUCAGAUUGGUCCAAUUUCAGAAAAACACCGAUGAACCUAUGGGCAUCACUUUGAAAGUGGAUGAAGAAGGCCGUUGUAUUGUAGCAAGGAUAAUGCAUGGUGGAAUGAUCCAUAGGCAAGCCACUCUUCACGUAGGCGACGAAAUUCGAGAAAUCAACGGAGUGAGUGUUGCUAACCAAUCCGUUGAGAGUCUUCAGCGUAUGCUGCGUGAAGCUCGAGGUAGUGUUACAUUCAAGAUUGUCCCAAGUUAUCGUAGUGCUCCUCCUCCUUGUGAGUAUUUCAGGAUAAAUCCACCUCCUAUUCUAAUAUAUGUUCGAGCUCAAUUUGACUACAACCCAAAUGAAGAUGAAUUAAUCCCUUGUGCACAGGCGGGUGUCGAGUUCAAAACGGGAGAUAUUCUGCAAAUAAUAAGCAAAGAUGAUCACAACUGGUGGCAAGCAAGAAAAGAAGGAUCAGAUGGCACCGCCGGACUUAUACCAUCUCCGGAGCUUCAAGAGUGGCGGACGGCCUGUUUGGCUAUUGAAAGCUCUAAAAAUGAACAAGUGAACUGCUCAAUUUUCUCUCGCAAGAAAAAGCAUUUUCGUGAUAAAUACCUGGCCAAACAUAAUGCGGUCUUUGACCAGCUAGAUGUUGUUACAUAUGAAGAAGUUGUUAAACUUCCAGCAUUUAGAAGAAAGACUCUGGUUUUGCUUGGCGCACAUGGUGUAGGCAGACGCCACAUAAAAAAUACUUUAAUUAGUCAUCAUCCUGACAAGUAUGCUUAUCCUAUACCUCAUACUACUAGGCCCAUGAGGAAAGGUGAAGAAAAUGGGAAGAAUUAUUAUUUUGUCUCACAUGAUGAAAUGAUGGCUGAUAUUGCUGCUAAUGAGUAUUUAGAGUAUGGAACUCAUGAAGAAGCUAUGUAUGGUACUAAAUUAGAAACUAUUCGUAGGUUGCAUGCUGAUGGGAAAAUGGCAAUAUUGGAUGUCGAGCCUCAAGCUUUGAAAAUACUUCGGACGGCAGAAUAUACACCCUAUACUGUCUUUAUAGCUGCUCCAUCAUUAGGAAAUAUGCAAGAUAUUGAUGGCAGUUUGGAAAGACUGUACAAAGAAAGUGAACUCCUACGCCAAGCUUAUGGCCAUUUCUUUGAUUUGACUAUAGUGAAUAAUGAUAUUGAAGAAACCAUUAGAACUCUGGAAAAGACUCUAGAAAAAGUGCAUAACACGACACAGUGGGUUCCUGUUACAUGGGUUUAUUAAAUACAUAUAUAUUAAUAAUCCAGCAUUAGAAAGUACACUUUACAAGCUGCUGCCAAACACAUGGCUCAUUCUCCGGCCAAUCUUUCAUGGGGUCGUGAGAGCAAAUCACGCCAAUUUUUGCUGAACAUUUUUUAAUUGUAAAAUCAUAGAGCUCUAUGCUAAGGGAUAAUCAUUAUAAAUCAUUAUUUGGUCGAGCUUACAAUUAUGAAAAUGUCAUAAAGUGCAGUUCAUUUGCAUACCCAAUGAUGGAGAAGACUCCUGUGUUAUGUGUUCAGUGUGUUUCGUCUUAUUUCUUUUAAUACUAUAUUCAUAUGCAGUUUGUGUUAUAUGUUCAAAAUAUAAGGUGAAUGUUAUGUAUUUUGUUAUUAAUUCCUACUGUUAUUGUCUACCUAAUUGUAUAUUACAUUAGAUGAUGAUAUUGAAGUUAAGGAGCUAUUUUUAAAUCUUCAAAGAACCUGUUUGAAAAUAAAAUAAAAAUACCCACUAAAGGCAAAAGUUUUCAUAAGCAAAUUAUAAAGAAAGGCUGUUGUUUCUUUUUCUGAAUAACUCUUUGUCAUGUACUUUUUCAUUUGAUAAGUUUUAUUACAUGUAGUGGCUUAUAGAAAAAUUCAAAUAUUAGUUUGUUCUGCUUUUUAUCUGAUAAAAGGGACUUUUUUUAAUAAUAUUCUUCAAGUUUUGUUUUUUAAUUUAUAGUGAGAAGUCUGAUUUUCUGCAUAAAAUUCCUGAAAAAUUGUUUGUUGCUCUGUAAUUUUUCACAAAUUUCUUAUAUGAUUCUUUAGUAUCAAAAAAUCAUUUGCUUUUCCAAUUAAUUAAGCAUUUAUAAGCUUUUCUCCUUGCUUUUCUUUUAUAGGCAAUUUCAGAUAUGUCACAAAUUUGUAUCACAUAAAUCUAGCAACUAUAUAAAUUACAUUUAAAAGGAAAGUAUGAGGAACUGUAUUAUAUUGCAUUAUUUUCAAGUCUGAAUUGAAAAGCUUAUAUUAUUUUAUAAUUUUUAGAUUUUUCAGUUUCUUAUUCAUAUAUUAAAGAAUUGUAUUUCUGUAUUGGCUACUAGCUUUCUUGCUGUGAAUGAUCAACUCUAAUUCUUUCAGUUAAUCAAUUUGGAAAGCUUUGUGUAUUUAUAAAAAUUUCUUUUAUAUUAAGGUGUAUAUUUUUAAAAUGUAAAGAAAUAGUUUCAUUUUUAUUUAAUCACAGGAUACCAAGCAUUCCAUGAAAAGAUGCUACAAAGCUAAAUUAAAUUAUGCAUUCCUUAAUUAAUUACUUUAAUAUUUUUAUAUUGCUGCAUUUUCUGCAUUUAGUACUGUUUGUUAUGUUAUGGCAUUUGAAUAAUACAUUAAAUGUAGCCAUAACUUAGAAAGGCAACAUUUAUUUUUUAUUAUUGAUAGCUUGUUUAUGAAACAAGUAUAGAGUCUGGCAUUUAUAUUUAGCCUUGUAAAUUUGUUUAUGGAAAUAAUUAUUGGUUUGCAGUACCAUGGGUAUACAUUCCGCUUUUAUGUAGUUUUUGAAAAGAUUUGAGUAUAUAUAAUGUUGACUUUGAAUCUUGAAUUUAUUUUAUGCUUAUAUGUCUAUUUUUGUUUGAAAUGUGAACGUUUGUUUGAAUUUUAUCUAUAGAAAAUUAUGUUUUACGUAUGGGUUUGAAUUAGUAUGCUUUGUAAUUUAUGUCUCCAGUAAAGAUAACUGUUCCUGAGUUGUAGUUUUAAAUAGCAGAUAUUAAAUUUCUGCUAAAAAUUGAAAUGUGUCCUCUGUAUGAAUUAAAUUUUCUGAACCUUUUUUAGCAUUCACUGUAGUCUGAAAUGUAAAAUAUGACUUGAAUGAAAUUAUAUUAAUGGCAUAAAUUUAGAUUAUUCUUCAUCUGUAUGUUUUCAAUACAUAUAUGCAUUAAUGAUCUAGUAAAACUAGAAAAACAAGUGUUCAACAUGUUUUAAUAUAUGCUUGAACCACAUUUGAAUAAAUUUUUUAAUAAAAUAUGUUAUUUUUGCACCUGAAAUAGUGUUCUUAAAAUAUGUAUCCUGAAACUUAAUUUAAAAUUUAGCAUAUUCUUAAACAAGGAAAAGUAGUGUUUUUUUUUUGGGCGGGGGUGUCUUGUUAUGUCAUAUUUAAAAGAUAAUGCCAUUCCUUCUAUUUUUAAUCCUUCCUCUAUUACUAGUAUAUAAAAGUAAUGUAACUGAUGUAUAAAUAAUUUUAUAUAUCAGUAACAUUACUAAUAUAUAAAAAUAUAAUUAUCCCUACUUAAUUAAUUUUACACUUUUAGUUUGACAUUGUAAAAAAUAUCUUAAUACCUGAAUUACAUAAAGAAAAAAGAAAGACAAUUUUGCAACUUUUCCUUCUAUGAUUACAGAAAAUCCUCAAAGGCAACAUCUGCAAAUUAAAUUUAGGUAUUUUAUUAUUAAUUGCAUAGUAUGAAACAAAUUAUGUAAGUCAUUAUAUAUUGAGAAUUUUAAUUUUCAGUUUUUAAUAUUAGAUUUUUGAAAAUAAUUCUUACAUAACGGGUUUCUAAUUAAAUUAUUUUAAAUGAGAUCUAGUGCAUUCAUUAGGAAAUUCCUCAAGUAUAAUAUGUUGGAAAAUAAAGUAUAUUUAACUGCUCUUUUAAUUGCAUAAAGCAGUACUUUUCUGUGUGUGUUACUCUAAUUCUGUCUAAUACAAAAAAUCUAAUUCUUAAUUGAAUAGACAUUUGUUCUUAAAUUGAAUAGAAAUGAGAAUGAAUAAAUUCCCUUAAUCUAUAAAUGGGAAUAAAUACUUCUAAAUAUAUUCAUGUAUUCAUUUUCUAGAGAACUGUUUUCCUAAUUUAUUUGUGGUAAGUAUGCUUUAGUUUUCAGUAUCAAGCCAAUCAUGUAUUGGUUUUUUUUAUCUGCUAUACCUGGUCCAUUAUAAUUGCGUGUAUAGUCCUUAUAUGGCAGUACCAAAAGAAAAAGUUAACUACAUACAAGAAACGUGCUUUUUUUAUGACUGUGAACUUGAGCAUUUGAUGCAUUUCUGCUUCCCAAAUAAGUUUUAUUUUCCUUUAAAUAGGAUAGUCAGAAUUCUUUCACAAAUGCAGAUAUUAGUCUUUUAAUCUAUAAUUGUUAUCUGUUGUCAUCAAGUGAAAGAAAUUACAAAGCAUUUUGCUCAUUCUGAUUUUAUGUACAUUUAUUCAGCUUUCCCAUAAAAAGUGUUAAUUAAGAGAUUAUGACCAAUAAAUUUGAAAUAAUUAUAAACUGUUGCUUUUAAAAUUUUCUUUUUGUGUGUUUUUUUGUUAUGUCCUAUAUAAAGGAAAAAUGCCAUAAAAUAGAAAAAUAUUCUUGUCAAUUAUAUUGCAUAAUCUUGAAAGACUGAUAUGCAAGCUUAAGUAUCUUUGCAGUUUGUCUGUUUAAAAAUUUUUUAGCCAUAGGAUGCAUUUAUUUUAGCUUAAAAAUAAUUAGAAAUUAUUUUCUUUAUUAUUCAUUUUUCUGCAAUGCUUUUUCUCAUUUAGGUAUAAAAGUUGAUAUAUUUUUUCUAUAUAAAGUUUUGUAAUCUUUCUUCAUAUAUAGCAGGAUUGUUAUUUGAAAUAUAAAAAAUGAAUUUUAAUUUAUAUAAAUUUUAUAUUAUGUGUAUAUUCUGGUAGAUUCAAAAAUUAGAAAGUUAUUUCUGUAAUUUAACUAUUUUUAAUAAAGUGUACAAAUGUUUUAUGAAUAGUUUCUUUCAUAAUUUUUAAAUGGUUUUAAUAAAAGUUAUUGUGUAAUUUCAUGUAAGAUAUUAUAUCAUAUAUUCUUAUUAACACUUACUAUAUGAAGAAAAACUUCGUCUGUCAGGAUAUCCAGAAAGCUUAAUAAUUAGAAAAAUAAUAUUAUUAUUAAUAUACAGUUACUUAAAGUUAUAAUCUAAUACUGACAAAUAUAUCCAUUUUUCUGAAACAUUUAAUAUUCUAUGAUGGUUUCUAUGUACAAUAAUGUGAGAAUUUGGUAGGUCAAUCCUAUUUCCUAAAAAAAAAAAAAAAAAAAAAAAAAAAAAAAUUUGACACUGUAAAUCCAUACUUUUCAAAUAUUUUAUUUACAUGUAAGAAUUUUGAAAGGCUUAAUAUUUUACCAAUUUAAUUGGCUUCUGCAUUCCAUUUCCAUUCAUUUUCCACUGUUGUGUAUACAUUCGAAAUGUAUGCUCUUCUAUAAAUUAGUGAUUAUAAAAAUCGUAAGAAUUUCAUACUGUACUAUCAUUUCUUCAGUAUUUGCACUAUCAUUUUAUUUAGCAGUUGUAAAUGAAGAAACAAAAUUUAAUUUUGAAAAUAUACUCUGAUUUUGAGGAAAAGGAAGGUUCUGAGGAUUCGUUAUCAAACUCUAUUUUAAAUGCGUAUGUAUAUAUUGUAACAGCUUCUUUUUUAAAUGUAAAUGAAAGAAUAAUGAAGACAGGAAAAUUAUGAUCAUACAUAAGCCUAUAAAUGUAAGUAACGCUAUUUAUGUAGUUAUUUUUUAGUAUAAUUGCAGUAUAAAAACUUUAUUACAAUCAAGAUAGUAGUCAUAAUAUGAAGCACAUAAGGUUAAAUAAUUACACAGCAUGUGGAACUCGUUUAUUUUUGUACAUGAAUAUUCAUAUUCAGGGUAUAAUAUUCAUUUUAGAAGAUUUUACCCAUUAUAUAUAUAAAAAAUGGAACAAAUAAUAUUUAUUUCUCUUUUCACAUUAGUUAUUAAUAGUCAUCAAAAUAAGUACAUCAAUAUAAAAAUAUUUUAUUUAAAUAAGCGUGAAGAAGUUUGUUAAAAAUUAGAAUUUUACGAAAAAUUGUUAUACACUUACCAGUUUAAAUUAGAAUCGUUCUUAGUAUGUAAUCCUGUAUAUUAAAAUAAGUGCAUUUUUUAACUUUGGUUUCAGGUCUCUUGCAAAAUUUAGCCAGAAUUCUGAUUCUUCAAUUAUAUAUUUGUCAUGUAGUUUCGAAAUACUUGGUACCCAAACAUCAUGUAUGCAAUAAAUGUAUUAGUGUUUUAUUUAGCUUCAAUUAUCACUAUUUAUAUAAUUAUCAUAUAAUUACCAUUGUGCAUGUAAUAUAAAUAUAUGUGUUGCGAAUUAAUUUUAGAAUUUCUCUUUCUAUUUAGAAAAGCAUGAAAAAGAUUUUCCAAUAUUGCAUAUAUAAUUGCAAAAUAUUUUAUAAAAUGUACUCAAGUUUAUUUAAUUUUUGAUACAUUAUGUCUCUAAAUCAACUAGAUUAAAUAAAAUAAAGUUUAAUAAGUAAUUUAAAAUAAUUAUUACUAAAUGCUGAAUAAUAUUAAUUAUAAAUAAAAUCUGAUAAGCGUAAUGUAAUAUUAAAAUUUGUUAAUUAAUUUAUUAGCAAUGUAAUUUUCUAUGAUAUGAACUAAAGCUAACUAAAAGGAGUCCUAAAGUUCACAAAAAAAAAAAAAAAAAAAAAAUGCACACUUCAUAGUUUAAAAGCAAAGAAAUAAAAGGGGGAAAAAGAAUUCUUAGCAGAAAGUUUCACACUAUUUCUUAGUCAAUCGAAAAUAGGUUUUUGUUAUGAUUUUAUAUUUUAAAUUUAUGUAGAUAUUCUUUUCUAGAAGCGUUUUCAUAUAUCUUAGUAUGGGGAUUUUUGCAUGCUCAUAAUUUUAAUUUCGUGUAAAAAUUAGCAAGAAGAAAUUGCAAAAUUUUAUUAAUAUCAUGGAAUUACUUUAGAGGGUGCUCUUUUAAAAUCCUUAGCUUAUUUUUUAUAGUCAUAAUAAAUUAAUUUUAGAUUUAAAUUUUUCAUAGUAUCUUGAGAAGAUGUGAAAAACAUUUACUACAAUAAAUUUCCAUAUAAAAACUUCAUGUUGUUAAUUGAGAUUUUUAUCAAGUAUUUCAUAAAUUGUUAAGCUUUCAUUUUAAUUAACAUAAUUAUAUUUUGGUGAAAAUAAGUUUCAAAAUAACUUCAUUUUCAGACAUGGACAAUUAAUGUUAUGUAACAAAUUUUCAGAUUAUUCUUGAACUGGAUAAUUAAUUCUUUGAGUUGAAAUUAUGUUCCAGGGGAAAAGAAAAGGAGAAAAAAACCCUUGCUCCAGUUUUGCAAGGUACUUUUCCUCUAUUUAGCUGAGUUUUUCUCUGUACAUUUAAAUCAUUUGCAUAAGAUAUGUUCUUUACAUAAUAGAACUACUUCUCAGGUUAUUUUUUAAUGAGGUCUGUAUGACAUCAAAUUAGCUAUUGAUUUAAAUUGUUGUGAAUUUUUAAUGUAAACUAUUCAAAUCCAUAACUAAAGAAAUAGAGAGCUUAAUAUGUUAUGCUUUGACAGUGUUUAAACUCGCAGCAUCUAAAAGCAGAUUUUUUUCUCUCCCCUCGAAUCUGUAAAAAGGUAAAGACAAAUAUUUAAAUUAAUGAACACCUAGUUAUAUAAUAGCGGUAGAUAAAAAUAUUACAUACCUGAGACUUAAGUAGGUAAUUCAGAUGUGUAUCAUGAAUACUAAAAUGUCUGGCUAUUUUUCAUUCACAGUAAUAUGGCUGCAAUGGGAUGCAUUCUAUAAACAGAGGGUGGAAAAUUAGAUAUAGAUAACACACACAAAGAGCAGAUACAUCCAGUAAACAAAUUAAUUAUUAAUUACAUAUAAAUUUAUGAGCAAUAUAUUUUCUAAUUUCUGUUCAAAGUAUAGAAUAUAAAAAAGUCUGAAUAAUUAAUCAUUUACAGCUUUAUUGUUCUAUUAGUAAUUUAAGUUUUAAAUGAUAGCUGAUAGAUUGAAAUGUCUAUCACAAAAGCAAUAAAUGAGUAAUAUUAAAUUUUUUGCUAUUAAUAAGUUCAAGCAAAAUAAUAUCCAUUCUCCUAAUGACCAUUAGCUAUAUGAAAAAUAUUAAAAUUAAUUGCAAUCUGUUAAUAUUCACAAAAUUAAAUGUGUUAAUGUCAAUGUGUGUAUAAAUGUAUUUUGUGGAUUAAAAUGUGUUAGUAACACAAAUCAGUGUAUAGAUAAUGACAAACCUUUCAGUAAUAUUUUUAUUUAUAUUGCAUAAAAAUGAGUUAUGCCAUACUUGCACUAAAAUAUUUAUUUUGAAAUAGUCUUGAAUCGUCUUGAGUUUUGAAAUUCAUUUGGAGAUUACCGGUUGUAGUGAGCUAAUUUCCAUUUUGAAUUAAAAACUUCUUCGCAAUAUAUGUUAUAAACUUAAAACUUCAAUUUGCAUAAUUAAAAUGUCAUUAAUAAUAUAAUUAUAUAAAACAGUUUACAAUAAAAUUCUGAGUUCAGUGUAAUUUCUAAUUACUUUUAAUUAUAUUCAUAUUGUAUAACAUCUCUCAAUUGGCUUUUUGUUCAUUUACUGCACCUGUUAUUAUAAAUGAACAUUUUGUUCUUCUGUAUGUAAUUAAUAUGAGAUUCUUCAUGUGAGCAUUUUUUAUUCUAUCUGUGUGCUAAUUACCUUAAAAAUUAUACAAAGUAACAUCUAAUUAAGAUAUUAAUUAAAUGCUGCAUUAAAUAAGAUAUUAAUUAAAAUGCUGCAUUAAAUAAAUGCAAGUUAAUGAAGUGUAGUUAGAAAAAAAUUAUUAUUGGUAAACAGAAUUUAACUGGAUCUAUAGCUUUUCCAAUGCAGCAGGUAUAGCCUCCAAUAUUUAAUAAUGACAUCAGUGUCAUUACUUCAGACUGUACGAAAAGUAACAUUUUAUUUUUUUCAGGUUUUUAUUGUAUACUAUUGUGCUGAUACAGUAGAACCCCAUUUAUUUGGAUCAGUUGAGCAUUACAGUUUUAAAUAAAACUUGUUUUGUCCUAAACCAAGGUCGGGCUUGUUUUCACAAUAAUAAUUGAAAAAAAAAAAAAAACCAGAAAAGGUUCAUUUGGUCACACAUCAUCUUCGGCAUUAAUAUAAAUUUGUAAUUCAUUUAAAAUAAAAUAAUCUUUAACAGCUCCAUUUUUAACUUAUUAUUUUAUUUAAGUCGCAUAAAAUAUGUAAUAUUAACUAAAAUAUCGCUUCAAAGAACAAAUGCUGAAAGUACUAAAACAACAAGAAUUAGCUUUAAGUUGCGUUCAAAUCGAUACUAGUUCUGAAAAUUUAUGCAAAUUACGCUGAUUCUUGCUACAGUAUUUUACCAAAAAAAUCGCAUUUUUAUGGCAUGAUCACUAUUAGGGAAAACUUGGGUACUCUUUUGCCGUCAUUUUGGAUACCUUUCCUCACUAAAAGGCAAAUUUCAUUUGAAAUGUACUGCAACGUAUUUUAAAAAUUAAGUGAAAUCUUUUAUGUAUACGUUUUCGAAGAUUGUAUUUUUUUUUUUUUUUCAAACAUAUCUUUUAAUGCAGCUCAUAUUUUAAUUGGUGUUGUCCAUCAAUCACUAUUGGAGAUAUUUAGAAGUCAUUUUCAGGAGAAUAAAUUCAAAACGUAGAAAUAUAUUGGCAUGAGUAGGUCGCAUUAUAAAAGAGGCAUCUAUUUAAUUCUAAGUAAAUGAAAGAAAAUUGGAAAUGAUUCAAAUUCAGGUUUUCUUAGUUGACUUCUUUGUUUCAAUUGAGCGGGAUUUGGGUUAAAUGAGGUUUUAUUGUAUAUGGUGCAUUAAAUGAACCUAUUUAAAUUUUUAUUUAUUUGCAGUGAAAAUGAUUUUUAAUGCUUUUUGUUAUUUUUGGUGUAAAAUAAUAUAAACUAUGACAAUAUAUAUAAACAAGGCAAUGAAAAGCUUGUUCCUAUAAGUAUUUAAUUGGAAUCAUUCAGUUAAUAUUAUUCAAGUUUGUAAAUAUGCAUUUCAGUCACAAUAUCAAAACCUGUUAUUUGAACAAAUACCAUAACUGAAAUAUUUCUGUGAUACCAGAAGUCUUAAAUAAUUAUCAUCUAUAUAGAUUAUUAUUGUAACAAUUGUCGAUUCAUAGUUUUUGUCUAUCAUUUCUAUUCAUCUAUGCAUAGUUUAGCCAUGUCUUAGGUAUUUCAAAUCUAAAUGCUUUUUUUUUUUUUUUUUUUUUGUUAAUUUUCAUGAGUAAAUAACAAGAAAUAAUUUAAUUUUACCUAUAGUUAAGGCUCUUCUCUAAACAUCAAUUACCUGUUAUGCCUAUCCUGUUUAUUUGUUGAAUUUACAUUAUUUUUUGCUUGUAUGUCCCUCCCCCCCCCCCAGUUUUCUCUUCUCAGGACUAUGCUUAUUUAAUUAUUAACCUAACUAGUGCUCUCGGUUUAUAAAUAUCGAUUUUUUAAUGCAUUUGACACGUUAUGGAAAGUUUUCAACAGAAAUUAUGUAUAUUUUAAUAUGCAUUUCAUUGAACUUAGAUUGAAACACCUAAGACAAAUUUUACAUGGCAGAGAAUAUAUUUUCAUUGUGGUCUUUUGAUUGAAAAGUAAAUAAUGUUACGUGUGUUCAAACGAUAACUUCUUGCGGGAUCAGAAUAUUUCCCGCUUUGCUAUAGGCCUCAGUAGUUUGUCUCCCGGUUCUUAUUGAAACAGAACGAGGUGAAAACUCUUGUGAUAAUUUUCUAGUAAAUCUAAUAAAAUAACUGUUGCCUCCAGGUAACAGUAUAUUUGCA